Molecule: messenger RNA, 910 nt
Organism: Ornithodoros turicata
Lineage: Eukaryota; Metazoa; Arthropoda; Arachnida; Ixodida; Argasidae
Product: pre-mRNA-splicing factor ISY1 homolog
Exons: 7
Coding region: 277-888 (203 amino acids)
Biological process (GO): mRNA 3'-splice site recognition; generation of catalytic spliceosome for second transesterification step
Cellular component (GO): catalytic step 2 spliceosome; post-spliceosomal complex; post-mRNA release spliceosomal complex
Source: RefSeq, a predicted model, not a curated record
ACAAGCGCUUGGCGACAGAACACAGAACCAUAGAAACGGCUCGAAGCGUGACUGGAAACGUCGUUCUGACGGUUUUGAUGGUUUUGGUUUUGACUUAUGCCUGGUGUCGGUUGUGUGUAGUUCGAACGUCGGUCUGAUUGUUCUGGUUCUGUCGGUUGCGUCCUGCGGCCUCCUCCUUUCUAGUUCCUACCGUUCCUACUUUGUGGUUCGAAUCGAAACUGAGUACCAGCGUAUUGUAGUGCUCUCGGAUAAGUUUUAUGGUCACAUCAAGAAAUAAUGGCUCGAAAUGCGGAAAAGGCAAUGACCACCCUUGCUCGGUGGCGUGCAGCCCAGCUUGCCGAACAAGGCAAAGGGAUCCAGGAACGAAGACCCUAUCUUGCUUCCAACUGCCAUGAUUUAAGAAGAUGUGAAAAGUGGAGGAUGCAAGUUAUACGGGAAAUAGCCAAGAAAGUUGCACAAAUCCAGAAUGCUGGUUUAGGAGAGUUCAGAAUCCGUGACCUCAACGACGAGAUCAACAAGUUGUUGCGCGAGAAGGGCCAUUGGGAGGACAGAAUAAAAGAACUCGGUGGACCGGAUUACAGUAGAGUGGGACCUAAAAUGCUGGAUCAUGAAGGAAAAGAAGUACCUGGAAAUCGUGGGUACAAGUACUUUGGAGCCGCGAAAGAUCUGCCAGGUGUUCGAGAACUGUUCGAACAAGAACCACCAGCUCCACCAAGAAGAACACGUGCAGAAAUUAUGAAGGACAUUGAUGCAGACUACUAUGGCUACAGAGAUGACGACGAUGGAAUUUUACUCCCACUUGAAAGGAAAGAAGAGGAGGCGGCCAUCGCUUGUGCUGUUCAGAAAUGGAAUGAAACACGCAACCAACAUAAUGUUUCUUGUGCAUGAAACAAGAACAAUUGUGAAAGUC